GGCCUAUAACUCCUAAAACUUAAUGAGGGACAGCUUUAAGAGUGAUUCUCACAGCAUUCAAAUAACACAGUCUUUAAAAUCGGAAGAAUGGAUGAUCUUGCACCAAUAUCUGCUCAAGAAAGAGCUAAACGAUCAGUAUUUGUUGGAAAUAUUCCCUAUGAAGCUACAGAAGAAGCAUUAAAGGAAAUUUUCAUACAAGCAGGACCUGUAGUCAGCUUCAGGUUAGUAUAUGACAGAGAGACUGGUAAACCAAAGGGUUAUGGUUUCUGUGAGUACCAGGAUGUUGAGACAGCACAGAGUGCACUACGUAACCUCAACAAUACAGACUUCAAUGGGCGCCCUCUACGUGUGGGGGUAGCGGCUGGAGAAUCUAACAAGGAUGAAAUGGCUGGUAUGCAGCAAGCUCUUGGUGGGCCGAUUCUUGAAAGUCCCUAUGGUGAUCCAGUAGAACCUGAGAAAGCUCCAGAAGCCAUAUCUAAAGCUGUGGCCAGUCUGCCGCCAGAACAGAUGUUUGAACUCAUGAAGCAGAUGAAGCUGUGUAUCCAGAACAACCCGACAGAGGCUCGGAACAUGUUGUUACAGAAUCCCCAGUUGGCAUACGCACUGUUACAGGCUCAGAUUGUCAUGAAAAUUGUUGACCCUCAAGUUGCCAUGGCGAUGUUGCACAGAGAUAGUUCUCAGGUACCACCAGCAGGUAGUACAGCACCUACACCAGCAACAUCACAACCACCUGUACAACAGGCUCCCAUUGUUCCACCACAGCCUCAAACAUCAAUGCCUGAUGCCUCAAUGAUGGGUGGUGGGCGUGGUCCAGGGGGUUUGAUGGGUAAUGUGCCAGUAUCUCAAGGUCCAGGAGGCCCUGCUGGAAUGAUGGGAGGCCCAAGAGGUCCUGGAAUGAUGGGUGGCCCAGGACCGCAAGGUAUGGGAAAUAGACCACAACUGUUUCCUAUACAAGGAAUGGGUGGCCCUGGUCCACAGAACAUGGGCGGUCCAGGCCCACAAAACAUGGGUGGGCCGGGUCCACAGAACAUGGGUGGUCCAGGACCCCAGGGCAUGGGUGGUCCCGGCCCUCAGGGUAUGGGUGGUCCUGGUCCACAGGGCAUGGGUGGUCCUGGUCCACAGGGCAUGGGAGGGCCUGGCCAGGGACCACCACAGAGGCCAGACUUUGGAAGAGAUCCUAGGGACCCAAGGUUGAUGGCGCAGGGUGAUACAAGAGGCAUGCCAGCAGGUCCUAGACCAGUGAUGCCACCAGCCAGUAUAGCUUCUUCACAAGGCAUGAUGCAAAAUUUAAUGCAGGGAGGUCUGCCCAACAUGGCAGGUAUGAAUCCUCAGAUGCUAGCAGCUGGAGGUGGAGGCCCUGGAGUGACAUCUCAAGACCAAGAAAAGGCUGCCCUGAUAAUGCAGGUGCUACAAUUAACAGACCAGCAGAUUGCCAUGUUACCUCCAGACCAGAGGCAGAGCAUUCUUAUAUUAAAGGAACAGAUCUCAAAAAAUGCAACAUGAUCUUGUUUCAUUUUAAUGUCAUUAUAAUACACUUCCAUUCAGUUCUCAGUUUUUCAUUGAUACUUUUAAAGUUGUGGGUUAUCUACAAAACAGAAUUGUAAAGAACAUAGAGAUGUUGUGAUUUCAGUACUUUUGUCACAUCUGCCAAAUAUUACAAGUUCAUAAUUGAAAGUUACUUCAAAAUUGUAUCAAACUGUUAAUUUUCUGAAUUUUGACAUCCCAGGUACAAUGUAAAUACUGAGGUAAUGAAUAAAAUCCUACAUUACAAGUCUGAAAUCACAACCUCUUGUAUGAAAGGCGAUAUACAUGUUAACAAACUAGGUUCGUGUACAAUGAGAUAUUUGUGUUUUGUAAUCCUUCUUAGCACUUAAUUUUAUAUUACAAUAAUGCAAUUUAUUUUUUGAAUUUCUUCAUUAUGCAUAUAUAAAGUAAUAUAUUAGUGAAGAUAGCAUCUUAUCUUUCAUUUUGAAUAUUGUAUCUUGGAAUUCCUCCAGAUCAGAACCUGUGAAACAUGGAAACUUUUCUCAAACUUCUUCAGAUUGUGAUUUUAGUUAUAUGCAAAUAUUCACAGACUAUGUCUGGUGAAUUUAUUUUGUCAUGAAUAUCAAAUGGUAUGAUUUCCUGAAAUAGCAAGGCUGUCAACUGUCAUAUCACAGAAUAAAAUUGACAGUAAUAUAAGGUUAUUUGUUAUUUAUAUUGCUCUGUAUACACUUAAACUUCAUUUGCACAAACUUGACACAACUUAAUUUGAGUUAUCGGUAGUUUGAGCAUUGGAACAAUAUUCAUUAUAUAGGAACUUUAAAGGGACUUGCUGAUGCAUUCAAGCGAGGGUGAUGUUCAAAUUAUCUGAGUUUGAGCGAACAAAAUUUGACUGUAUUAUUGAAAUAUAUUUGGACGAAUACCCAGCUGAAAA
This is a messenger RNA of Mercenaria mercenaria, 2416 nucleotides long. Its product is annotated as cleavage stimulation factor subunit 2-like. Gene Ontology annotation, biological process: mRNA 3'-end processing. The record is from RefSeq and is a predicted model, not a curated record. Lineage: Eukaryota; Metazoa; Mollusca; Bivalvia; Venerida; Veneridae. The transcript is spliced from 11 exons. Bases 88 to 1503 code for a protein of 471 amino acids. Gene Ontology annotation, cellular component: mRNA cleavage and polyadenylation specificity factor complex. Gene Ontology annotation, molecular function: mRNA binding.